Molecule: messenger RNA, 432 nt
Organism: Acromyrmex echinatior (Panamanian leafcutter ant)
Lineage: Eukaryota; Metazoa; Arthropoda; Insecta; Hymenoptera; Formicidae
Source: RefSeq, a predicted model, not a curated record
AUGGGUUCUCCUAUUUUUCUUAUAAUCGCCAAUAUCUUCAUGGAGCUUUUUGAGAAAGAGGUCCUCAGAAAAACAUCCAAAAAACCAAAAGUUUUGUUUCGUUAUAUAGACGACACAUUCGUGAUGUGGAGACACAGCAGAGCCGAACUCCAUAAAUUCCUUAUUUUCCUCAAUAAUCAACAUUUAAACUUCACUAUAAACAUAGAGGAAAACGGAAAACUCUCCUUCUUAGCUGUUCUUGUCUCUGAGAAAGCUGAUGGUACCUUAGGCCAUCAAGUGUACAGAAAACAACACACACAGAUAGAUACCUACUAUGGUGGUGCCGAGUCGCAUCAUCACCAGCACAAAAACAAUCUGCAAUCAAUUCACUUGUACAUAGAGCUUUCACCAUCUCUGACAAAAAAUAUCUACAGACAGAACUCAACCACCUAA